Molecule: messenger RNA, 1452 nt
Organism: Phlebotomus argentipes
Lineage: Eukaryota; Metazoa; Arthropoda; Insecta; Diptera; Psychodidae
Product: proliferation-associated protein 2G4
Exons: 4
Coding region: 115-1281 (388 amino acids)
Source: RefSeq, a predicted model, not a curated record
GCGGGCGAAAUGCCAUCGGCGAACGCUUGGCCGUGGUGAGUUUGCUGUGGUGCUGCUGCUUCGUGCCGUGUUGAUAAAGAUUCUGUGAAUUUUCAAGUAUUUCCCAGCAAAAGGAUGGCCGACGGCAGCGAGAAGACGAUUGCCGAUGAAAUCGUGGUGACAAAAUACAAGACAGCUGGUGAAAUUGUAAAUAGGACUCUCAAGACUCUGCUGGAGCAUUGCGUGGCCGGCGCCUCGGUCAAGGAACUAUGUGACAUGGGCGAUAAACUCGUGACGGAGGAGACAGGAAAGGUGUACAAGAAGGAGAAGGAGCUGAAGAAAGGCAUAGCAUUCCCGACGUGUCUCUCGGUGAACAACUGCGUCUGCCACUUCUCGCCCAUCAAGAGUGAGCCCGACUACACUCUGAAGGACGCGGACGUGGUGAAGAUCGACUUGGGGGCACAUAUCGAUGGCUUCAUCGCCGUGGUGGCGUUCACGACGAUUGUGGGCGCCACGGCGGACACGCCGGCCACGGGACGCAAGGCGGACGCCGUGCUGGCGGCCUACUGGGCCAGCGAGGCCGCGCUCAGGAUCCUGAAGGCCGGGAAUGGUAACUACAAGAUCACCGAGGGCGUCCAGAAAGUCAGCGAGGCGUUCAAGUGCAAGCCAAUCGAGGGCAUGCUGAGCCACCAGCUGAAGCAGUUCAAGAUUGACGGCGAGAAGACCAUCAUUCAGAACCCCAACGAUGCACAGAAGAAGGAGCACGAGAAGUGCGAGUUCGACGUGCACGAGGUGUACGCCAUGGACGUGCUGGUGAGCACGGGCGAGGGUGUGGGCAAGGAGCAGGACACGAAGGUGGCGAUCUUCAAGAAGACGGACGAGAAUUACCAGCUGAAGCUAAAGGCCUCGCGCGCCUUCCUGUCCGAGGUGAAGAGCAAAUUCGGGACGAUGCCAUUCAACUUGCGACACUUCGAGGAGGAGACCAAGGCUCGGAUGGGCGUCGUUGAGUGUGUGUCACACAAAGUCAUCGAGCCAUUCCAGGUUCUCUACGAAAGACCGACCGAAUUUGUGGCACAGUUCAAACACACUGUUCUUCUGCUGCCCAACGGCGUGACUCUCGUCACUGGCCUCGACUUUCCGGAGGAUCACUACAAGAGUGAGCACAGCGUGACGGAUCCGGAGCUCAAGGAGCUGCUGAGCCACGCAGUGAGUAAAGGUGGCAAGAAGAAGAAAAAGAAGGCGGCCGCUGAGGUGAAGGCCCAGGAACCAGUUCCGGAUGCCACGGAAGCUGCCAAUGCGUAACUCAAUCUUCCUUCCCGCGAUUGCGAUUGUCUCUGGCGCCUUUUGGAUACCAUCUCUUCUGCCCUGUGUUUUCCUCCAUUACAACUGACACACACCCGAACUGUUCCCGUGAGACACUCAGUGACUGGAUUGAUGACCGUGAAUUUCAAUAAAGUGAAGAGACAAAUCCUC